Messenger RNA from Gossypium arboreum, 776 nucleotides. RefSeq lists its product as uncharacterized. The record is from RefSeq and is a predicted model, not a curated record. Bases 193 to 540 code for a protein of 115 amino acids. Lineage: Eukaryota; Viridiplantae; Streptophyta; Magnoliopsida; Malvales; Malvaceae. The transcript is spliced from 2 exons.
UAAAUAAUACAGUCGGGUAAUAUAGCUUGUCGAUACUUGUAAUUAUCUUGCCCCUUGAAUGAAAAGAGGGGGGACAAAAUCAUGAAAUACUGAAGAAACUUUGCAUUUAUCACCUAUGUAGCGUUAUGCGAAAGAAAUAGAGUAAUUAAAGGAAGGGAAGAAUUGCAGAGCAGUCCUCAUCUACAUUUCAGAAUGGAAAACGGUGGGUUUGUUUUAGCCACAGAAUCUCCCCUCUACCAACCACCUCUAGAUUUCGAAGUCUCUUUUCCAAGGCACCAAGUGAGCAAUGAUGAUGGUCACCACACAAACCAAAUUCAUGGGGUGGAUGCGCGUCUUGGACCCAUGAGAACCGGGCGAUUACUAGAAGACAAGAGGUGGCAUCCUUUAGAAAGGCAGAAACAGAGGGACUGCUUGCCUGACCUGCAGUUAAGACUAAGCCGAAGAAGUGGAAUUGAUGCUGAGACGACGACUCAUUGCGAAGCCCGCAGGAAAUUAGCACCCACCUUUCACUUUCUUAACCUCAAUAUUUACCCAGGAUAAAAUCCACCACAGCCAAAUAAAAAGGGUUGAUGAAUCUCUUGGUUUACAUGCACACAAAAAUUAAAAUGUUGCAGACAAGGCCGAAUGAGGCUGAGUUCUUAUUAAGGAUCUGACCAUGUAAAAAUGGACCCCCAGGAAGUGAAAUCCUUGUAAGUGUUUAUUUUUUGCUGCUUCUUCUAGAUGAUGCAAAUGAUGUAUUUGAGGUUUAGAAUGAGUUUAUUUGUUGAUAAAAACUA